UUCAAUUUCUGUAGUGUUCGGUUGUGUUGUCGUCAUGUCUACUAACGCUGAGAGAAAUUGAAGACUGAACUAAACAGACACGGGCGAAGUUCAGGAAGGAGAAGAUACGAAAUUAUGUGCUGGACCAGAGGGGAUUAUCGAACCUGAAGGAGAUGGCAGCAUUGGAGUCAGAUGGAGAAAUGGAAGAAGAAGAAGGUAUUCCGUCGGAACAGGAAGCGCAGAAAGAAUUAACGAUCACGAAGGAAGCAUGGGAAGAAUAUCCCAAGUCGGUACGUAUAUCGCAGGCACAGAAGGUAUACUGCCAGCAGUUUAUAACGGACCUUAUAAACUCAUCACUGUCCAUCAAGGAACAAGAAGACGGCAUUGGCACCUCAUCUACAUAUCUAGCAAUCGACAGUGGGGAUUUAACUCUAGACUGGGACGAAUCAUUCGAGAGGGAGCCUACAAAAAUACAAGCGUUAGCUGCCUGUCUUGUCUACGCGAGUAUCUUUAUUCCGGCAAUGGUCGUCAAGUGCUACAAGAUAUUCUCGGCAACGAACAUAUUGAAGCUUGUAAGUGCGCAAACCAUACAUGUGGAAUGGACGGCAUCAGUUGGUGGAAGACGCAAAACUACGAGAUUGAGUGUGCCGAAGGGGGAGAUUCAAUAUUUUGCUAUGAAAGCAAGUCACCUGAAGAAGAACUCGCAGGAAUGGUGGAUGCAACUGGUGAAACCGAUGAACAUCAAGUACGAAAACGACAUGGGACAGGAGAUGAACUUCAAGACGAAGACGGGAAAAUUUUACAUCUUCCGAAUACAUCCCGCUUAGGGACGGUACUGAAAAGUGUCGGCGUCCGAAGGAAAGUAAUAUACGAUCCCGUAGACCCGAUUACUUUAGCCAUAGAGGCAGCCAAUCAGCUCGCGACACCAAACACUUUAGGACUCCGAUACCGACCCCGCCGGCGUGGACGACGACUUCCCUAAAUCAGCGCUUAUCGCUAUCGACCCACUGGGGUCGAUUAAUUCUUUCAAAUAUUUUUUCCUCUCAGACGACGCCCUGAGCCGAGGUUCGCGCCCAACUGGGCACCCUCAGGCCUGUUGUCUUAAACGUUGUACCGGGUGAGAGAUAUUGAGAUGAUUUCAUCCCACAUAUGGGGGUGUUUUUUCGAUGAAAUUACUCGUAGAAUCCACCCUUAAAGUUUGUCGGGUCCGAAAAAUUACGACACACUGUAUACUGGGUGUUAGUGACAUCGUAACGAAUACUGAGAGGGAUGAUUCAGACCAUGAUUCUGAGUUAAUAUCUAGUGGAAUUUUCCGUCGCAAAAUUCAUGAAAUUUUGAGUUUUGUUUUUAAUUAUUUUCAAUUCCAUAUUGUGCUUUUAGCUGCAUAGAACCCAAAUUUCAAUAAAAAAACAAUAAUGACAAAUUAUCGAAAAUU
Pectinophora gossypiella (pink bollworm) is the source of this 1414-nucleotide messenger RNA. RefSeq lists its product as uncharacterized. Lineage: Eukaryota; Metazoa; Arthropoda; Insecta; Lepidoptera; Gelechiidae. The record is from RefSeq and is a predicted model, not a curated record. Bases 153 to 806 code for a protein of 217 amino acids. The transcript is spliced from 2 exons.